CCUAGCGUACUUUACGUGGCAACGGCGACGCCAGUGGUUCCUGGUAACUUCGCUGCAACUUGGACUUGAUACGUACACAAUGGCGCAAAACUUACUAGCUCUGUCUCUCAUCGCGAUUCUAGUCAUAUCAGUUGGAGUAAAUGCCAAACGUGGAUGUUCAGCUUUCGGCCAUUCCUGCUUUGGAGGACACGGGAAGCGCUCAGAAAACUCACAGGCAUCAGGCUCUGAAAUACUGAGUGGUCGCCAACUAGGACAAGAAGAGACUCCACCGCACCCUGUCUAUCCUCACUCUGGUUAUGGAAUCCUGCCUUCUGGUGACGAUAUCAUACCGAUCAGGGAUGGUGGUGUAUACGAACGCGAUGAGAACCCAAGAGAUGUAAUGAAAAUGAAGCUUCGAAAUAUCGUUAAAAACUGGAUGGAAAACUUCAGGCGAUCGCAACAGAAUGAAGACGGAGUCUACAUUGAAACUUUGUAAAUUAUCUUUAUUUAUUACCUAUCAUAUAGAUUAUAUGAAUUCGCUAUGAACUGUC
Messenger RNA from Pieris rapae (cabbage white), 530 nucleotides. RefSeq names its product neuropeptide CCHamide-2 (gene CCHa2). The transcript is spliced from 6 exons. Lineage: Eukaryota; Metazoa; Arthropoda; Insecta; Lepidoptera; Pieridae. The coding region runs from base 80 to 475 and encodes 131 amino acids. The record is from RefSeq and is a predicted model, not a curated record.